Messenger RNA from Striga asiatica, 774 nucleotides. Lineage: Eukaryota; Viridiplantae; Streptophyta; Magnoliopsida; Lamiales; Orobanchaceae. The record is from the annotation of a GenBank genome assembly.
AUGAUGAAUUUGAUGGGAGGGUUUUACAAGGAAGGGGAGGAAGAUGCAGUGAAAGAUGAGGUAGUGGAGAGGGAGCACAUGUUCGACAAGGUGGUGACCCCGAGCGACGUGGGGAAGCUGAACCGUCUGGUGAUCCCUAAGCAGCACGCGGAGAAGUACUUUCCGCUCGACUCUUCAUCUUCCGGGGAGAAAGGGCUUCUCCUAAACUUCGAGGACAGCAACGGGAAGUCGUGGAGGUUCCGAUACUCUUACUGGAACAGCAGCCAGAGCUACGUGAUGACAAAGGGUUGGAGCCGUUUCGUCAAGGAGAAGAAGCUCGAUGCUGGGGACAUUGUCUCCUUCUACCGCGGCCCCGGAGACCGCCUCUUCAUCGACUGGCGCCGUCGCCCGGACGCUCCUGCGCCUCACUCUGCCCGCCCCUUGUUUUUGCCGUCCGGACACGGAUUUGGAUACGGAUACGGAAUAGUCACAGGGAACCCUUGUCCGCCCUAUCUCACCAGGCCUUCUCCUCUGUUGGCCUGGCCUCAUCACAUGAAUGCACAUCAUCAUCAGCAGCAGCAACAGAUUGUGUUUGAUUCAGUGCCUGUGGUGCAAGGGAAAGCGGCUGCCUCAAAGCGACUGAGGUUGUUUGGGGUUAACAUGGACUGCCCCACAGAUGAUAAUAUUUCAUCACCGCUACAAUUACUACCCUCGUCUUCAUCGUCUUCGACUAUCCCUCAACACAAUACCAAAGGGAAGGCCUCCGCCUCCGUGUCUUUGGACUUGGAUAUCUGA